Messenger RNA from Juglans regia (Persian walnut), 697 nucleotides. RefSeq names its product auxin-responsive protein SAUR15. Gene Ontology annotation, biological process: response to auxin. The transcript has a single exon. Lineage: Eukaryota; Viridiplantae; Streptophyta; Magnoliopsida; Fagales; Juglandaceae. The coding region runs from base 110 to 487 and encodes 125 amino acids. The record is from RefSeq and is a predicted model, not a curated record.
GUCACCUCCCCUUUGGCUCCAUACCUGAUCUCUAAAUCUUCAUCAUUCUCUUGCUCUCCCACCCUGUUCUUUCCUGUUCUUCCUUUGCAGUGCAUAUAUAGAUAGAAAAAUGAUGGGUAAGAAAAUGUUGUCUUUCAAGAAACUAGCGAAGAAGGUAAAGGUUCUGGUUAGAGUUGCUCAGGAACUAACACUUCAUGAAUAUUUGCUCAAGGAAUUUGAGGAAGCAUCUCUUUCUCCCAAAACGCCAACAGGUUUCUUUGCGGUAUAUGUAGGAGAGGAGCGCCAAAGGUUUGUGGUUCCAACCAGCUUUCUCUCGCACCCAUUGUUCAAGAUUUUGUUGGAGAAAUCAUACAACGAGUUUGGGUUCGAGCAGAGCACUGGCCUGGUAGUUCCAUGCAGCGUGUCUACUUUCCAAGAGGUCUUAAACGCUGUAGAAUGCAGCAAUGGGAAGUUUGACUUUGGGAAACUGGUUGAGGAGUUCAUUUAGAUUGUAGAAGAUGGGUCAUAUAUUUUUAUAGGGGCCAGGAUAUUGUUUUUCCCUAAUGUAAGUGCAUGGCCGGCCGCUUGUAAUUCAAAGGAUGUAAUGAUUUAGGAUGUAUAUGAAUACAAGUCAGUUCUUCCAAAAUGGUCGAGGUAAUUUUCAUCAUUUUUGUCACAUAGAUCUUAGAGUUUGGAGUGUUUUGCCGGAAAUUAUUGC